UCUGGCUAGCAGCAACAUGGCUUUAGCUCGGCCGACGCGGCUGUUGGCCUCGCUAGCGGCUCGGUUGCUGCUAGGUCCUCGUCGCAGCCUGGCUGUCCACGCUCCCGACGAGGCUCUGUUGCCGGUGGUGCGUAUUCCCCGGUCUUUCCAGCGGCGGCACGAACGACGAGAGGGAAGGCACCGCCGGAGCCCGCAGCGGCCGGUGCUGACGCGCCCCGGGCCGCUGCUGGUGUCGGCGCGGCGGCCGGAGCUGAACCAGCCGGCUCGCCUCACGCUGGGCCGUUGGGAGUGUGCGCCUCUGGCCUCGCGCGGCUGGCGGCACCGACGGGCGCGGCGGGACCACUUCUCCAUCGAGCGCGCUCAGCAGCAGGCACCGGCGCUGCAGACCCCGUCUUCCGACAGCAGCUUCUCGGACCUGGGCCUGGAGCCCCGCGUGUUGCGGGCAUUACUGGAGACCGCGCCUCAAGUCGUGCGGCCCACGACCGUGCAGUCCAGCACCAUCCCCACCCUUCUUGGCGGCCGCCAUGUCCUCUGCGCCGCGGAAACAGGCAGUGGCAAGACUUUGAGUUACCUGCUACCGCUGUUCCAGCGUCUGAUGGGCCAGCCAAGACUGGACGGUGGCCCCCGUAUCCCUUCUCCUAGGGGCCUGGUUCUUGUGCCGUCCCGAGAAUUAGCCCAACAGGUGCGGUCCGUGGCCCAGCCCUUAGGCCGCUCCCUGGGUCUGCAGGUGCAGGAGCUAGAAGGAGGCCAGGGGAUGCGAAGAGUCACACUGCAGCUAUCCAGUCAGCCAUCAGCAGAUGUGCUGGUGGCCACACCAGGGGCUCUGGGGAAGGCCCUGAGAAAACAGCUCCUGAGCCUGGAACGCUUGACCUUCUUGGUGUUGGAUGAGGCUGACACGUUGCUAGACGACAGCUUUCUGGAACUGGUAGAGUAUAUCUUGGAGAAGAGCCACAUAGCAGGAGACCCCUCUGAUUUAGCAGACCCCUUCAAUCCCAAAGCCCAGUUGGUGCUAGUGGGAGCCACGUUCCCUGAAGGCGUAGGCCAGCUGCUGAACAAAGUUGCCAGGCCACACUCCCUCACCACCAUCACCAGUUCCAGGCUUCACUGCAUCAUGCCUCACGUCAGACAGACAUUCCUGAGGCUCAAAGGAACAGACAAGGUGACCGAGCUAUUGGAGAUUCUCAAACGGCGUGAUAGGGUGGACAGGACUGGAACCCCAGGGGCGCUGCUGGUGUUCUGUAAUAGUUCCAGCACUGUGAACUGGCUUGGGUAUAUUCUAGAGGACCACAAAAUCCAGCACCUGAGGCUGCAGGGGCAGAUGCCAGCUUUGAGGAGGGCAGGCAUCUUCCAGGACUUCCAGAAGGGCUCACGAGAUGUCCUCCUUUGCACGGACAUAGCCUCCAGGGGCCUCGACAGCACCCGCGUGCAGCUAGUUAUCAAUUAUGAUUUUCCCCUCACUCUGCAAGACUACAUCCACAGAGCAGGAAGGGUAGGCCGGGUGGGUAGCGAGGUGCCAGGCACCGUCAUCAGCUUCGUGACCCACCCCUGGGAUGUGAACCUGGUUCAGAAGAUUGAACUGGCAGCUCGUCGAAGGAGAAGCUUGCCAGGACUGCCCUCCUCCGUGAGCGAGCCUGUGCCAGUGCCAGUUGACAGUGUGCCCCCCCGUAAAACUGCUACUUGAGUUGGGAUGCCUGCAUUGCAUAUCAGUGCCUGGGGGUAAGUCCCACCUCCACUCCCAGUUCAGUUUCUUGUCCAAGAGCAUCCUGGAGAUGCAACAGAUGAUGAUGCACAUGCCUGCAUCCAUGCCACCCAUGUGGAUGGGGGCGAUCCGGGUGGAGUUAUUUCCUGGCUUCAGACUGACCCACCCCUAUUGCUGUGGGUUUUGGGGGGAUAAACCUGAGGAUACAGGAUCCAUCUCUUAUUCCUCCUUCCAAAUGAAUAAACUUUUUAAGAAGUAUUAUGCCAGAACCAGAAUCUCUUCAUGCAUAAGGGAACACUGAACAUGCUUAGGGGUGGGGGUGAGGGUGCUCUGGGGUGCCCUGACACCGGCCUGCUAUGACUGAAAGGUGAACUGCUAGCCAACUAGCAGAGGACAAAGUACUGAAGCUAGCUCUGUGGUUUUUCCCACUUGUCAUGUGUAAAAAAUAAAGUGGAAUUUUCACUGUUGUUUGUU
Molecule: messenger RNA, 2173 nt
Organism: Ochotona curzoniae (black-lipped pika)
Lineage: Eukaryota; Metazoa; Chordata; Mammalia; Lagomorpha; Ochotonidae
Gene: DDX28
Product: DEAD-box helicase 28
Exons: 1
Coding region: 17-1681 (554 amino acids)
Biological process (GO): mitochondrial large ribosomal subunit assembly
Cellular component (GO): mitochondrion
Molecular function (GO): nucleic acid binding; ATP binding; RNA helicase activity
Source: RefSeq, a predicted model, not a curated record